AUGGGAAGUCCAGAGCGCGAGCUCUGUCCUCCACCGUCUGAAGAAGAUGAACUUACUCUUCCAAGAGCAAGUAUAAAUAAAAUGAUUAAGGAAUUAGUACCGUCGGUACGUGUUGCAUUUGAGUCAAGAGAGUUGAUUUUGAAUUGUUGUACAGAAUUUAUUCAUCUUCUUAGUUCAGAAGCUAAUGAUGUGUGCAACCAAAGCAACAAAAAGACUAUAAAUGCAGAACAUGUUUUAACAGCUCUGGAUAGAUUAGGGUUCAGUGAUUACACUGUAGAGGCUGAAGCUGUUCUAAAGGAUUGUAAGGCUGUAGCUGCUAAAAGAAGAAGACAGAGUACACGUCUAGAAAAUUUAGGCAUACCAGAAGAAGAACUGUUACGGCAACAACAAGAACUUUUUGCUAAAGCUAGAGAAGAACAAGCUAAGCAAGAACAGCAGCAGUGGUUAUUACUUCAACAACAGGGGCUUGUUGGGGCUGAGGGUGUACCGCAGCCUUAUAUUCCUCCACCAGCAGGCUUGAAAAACGAUGAUGAUGAGGAUGAUGAUUAUUCA
This is a messenger RNA of Iphiclides podalirius (scarce swallowtail), 552 nucleotides long. Lineage: Eukaryota; Metazoa; Arthropoda; Insecta; Lepidoptera; Papilionidae. The record is from the annotation of a GenBank genome assembly.